AUGACAGGGAAACUAGCGGACAAGAUCCCUCUUACCAUGAGCAGUUUAAUAAACACGAUCCCUGACAGUCUCUACCCAGAAGAGGACAUCCCGACGUCUAUGAAUAUUUUCACCAGUACGGAAUCCAUUAAUCACUAUUCACAGAUGAACACAGAUAAUAUCAUGGAUCUGGGCAUGGGAAGCGAGAAAGCAACCUCGGAGAUUCAGUAUGGAUCCAGCUUCCAGUCCAACCGCAGCGGGCAGACUGUCACCUACUUGGGGAAGUUUGCCUUUGACACUCCUCCUUCAGGUGGCAUUAGUGGCUCUGGCUGGUGCUCUGAUAACAAUAUCAUCAGUCUUGUGAGCGCGGGGAUCCUCGGUGUUUCUCCAUCACCCGGCACAGUAACGACACAGACAUCAUCCUCCGCAGCAAGCAUGGGCGGACAGACGUCAGACAUGGAGCAGGUAUAUGGUCCACCACUGCCUGCCUAUUCCACCUGUGGUGACCUGUACCAGGAUCAGGUCUCCUUUCACCACAGCCCUGCCACCAGCACGCCUCUAGCCUACCCUGGCAAUGACUAUCACUCCACAUCAAAAGCCUCCAUGGAUGGCAGUCUUUUCUCCAUGAUCCCCGACUACAACCUUUUCCACCAUCAAGGGGAGGUUGGCGUGAUGGAGCACAAGCCCUUUCAGACCAUGGACCCCAUCCGAGUCAACCCUCCACCCAUCACGCCUCUGGAGACCAUCAGAGCAUUCAAAGACAAGCAGCAAAUUCACCCAGGUUUCAUCGGCGGGCAGCAGCACCCACCUCAGCACCACCCCCCACCACAGACACUCACCCUCAAACCCAUCCGACCACGGAAGUACCCCAACCGUCCCAGCAAAACCCCAGUCCACGAGCGGCCGCACGCCUGUCCGGCAGAGAACUGUGACAGACGCUUCUCGCGCUCAGACGAGCUCACGCGUCACCUCCGCAUCCACACGGGUCACAAACCCUUCCAGUGCCGAAUAUGCAUGCGCUCCUUCAGCAGGAGCGACCAUCUGACCACGCACAUUCGCACGCACACGGGUGAGAAACCCUUCUCCUGUGAGUUCUGUGGACGCAAGUUUGCCAGAAGCGACGAGCGAAAGAGACACGCAAAGGUGCACCUGAAACAGAAGGACAAGAAGCCAGCUGACAAGAGCAGUGGGGCAGCUGGGAGCCACAGCUCGCCACCCAGCUCCUGCGGGGGGCCAACUGUGGGAACGUCAUGACCAUCACUACGUGCACUUGGACUGGACCCUCACCACACACAAUAAAGAGACGUAGGAAGAAGGGAUCACGUCUGCUAUGAGAUAAAUAGGUGACUCUUUUCCUCUCUUUUACACCCCUGCUCUUUUCAGUUCCUUCUAUUUUUGAGAUGGAUGCCUUUAGUUUA
Molecule: messenger RNA, 1397 nt
Organism: Pelmatolapia mariae (spotted tilapia)
Lineage: Eukaryota; Metazoa; Chordata; Actinopteri; Cichliformes; Cichlidae
Gene: egr3
Product: early growth response 3
Exons: 2
Coding region: 1-1233 (410 amino acids)
Biological process (GO): regulation of transcription by RNA polymerase II
Molecular function (GO): RNA polymerase II cis-regulatory region sequence-specific DNA binding; DNA-binding transcription factor activity, RNA polymerase II-specific
Source: RefSeq, a predicted model, not a curated record